CAGUUGAACAAUAUUUCGUUGCGAAUACUUUACAAAAAUGAGUUAAUUCGGAUAGCGUUUAUGAAAGCAAUUAAUAUUUAAUCUCAUUCUAUUCGUAUUAACUGAUAUUCAAUGUACGAUCUCGAGUAAAUUCUUCGGAGCAAGAAUGUUUAUAGGGAUUCAGAUUUUCGUGUUUAUUUCCGUUCUGUGCUUAGAUUUCGUGUUGCUACUGAAUAACGGGCUGGCCCGGACGCCUCCCAUGGGCUGGAUGUCGUGGGGGUACUACCAGUGCGCAGACAACUGCGAGAAAAACCCCGAAAAAUGUCUCAAUGAACAACUCAUCAUGUCCGUAGCCGACACAAUGUUUAAUGAGGGCUACCUGGAGGCCGGGUAUGAGUAUGUUGUGAUUGAUGACUGCUGGUCAGAGAAGCAACGGGAUCACAAUGGCCGCCUGGUGCCAGAUAGAAAGAGAUUCCCGAGGGGUAUGAAGUUCUUAGCGGACUAUGUGAGUCCACAAAAGGGUCUGAAAUUCGGCAUGUACACAAACGUAGGCAAAGACACGUGUAUGUACUCCGGCUCACGAGGAUACUUCGAGAUUGAUGCUAAGCAGUUUGCAGAGUGGGACGUUGAUUACCUUAAAGUUGAUGGCUGUUAUGUGGAGAACAAGUAUCUGGAUACUGCAUACAUACAACUUGGUGAUUAUUUGAAUAAAACAGGGAGACCCAUGGUCUUCUCCUGCAGCUGGCCUUAUUAUAAAGAGUACCUCCACAAAACAGAGUUCAGCUACGGGCCAAUCGCGGAGCAUUGCAACAUGUGGCGCAACUUCCACGAUAUCUUCAUCAACUUUGGCAACGUCGUGUGGAUCAUAGAGAACUACGAGAAGAACAACAAUCUUUACAGGCAUUACCAUAAGCCGGGCCAGUGGAAUGACCCUGAUAUGAUAAUCCUAGGAAACAACGGUCUAACCGAAGGCCAGAGUCGCAUUCAAAUGGGCGUAUGGGCGAUGUGGUCCGCCCCGCUUCUGAUCAGCUGCGAUAUGAGGAAGAUCACGCCGUAUGAGAAGCAACUACUGCAGAACAUGGACCUUCUGGCCAUUGACCAGGAUCCCCAGGGGAAGAUGGCUACCGCCUACAAGAUUCGAGACAAAGUGACAUUAUGGGUGAAGCGCCACCUACCGAUGAAAGGGGACAUUUAUUCGUCCUACUCUUUCGCCAUUACCAACCUGGGGUCAAAUAAUCAAAACGUCGAUAUCAAGCCAGCGGACUAUGGAUUGGAAUCUCCUGAUGCGUACACCGUUUAUGAUGUAUUCACGGGAGUUUUCUUAAGAAACCUGACGAGACAAGAGGUCAUUCACCUUUCAAUACCGCCUGAAGAUAUUAUUCUGUACACAUUAUAUCCGCUAUAAAAAGGUGAGGCGUAGUUAACAGUGACCAAGAUGAGAUAGGUCGAGGCGAAGGAGAGGUCGACAAACGUAUGAUCUGAGACGCUUCUUUACUGCUCUAGGUAUGUAAUGUAUUGCUCAAUUGAGACCGUUUACUUGGUCAGCAUUUUCUAUUAUUUAGACUGAAAUACGAAACGUAAUGCUGUCAUCUUGAGACAUUAUUAAUGUUUAUUAGUUUUUUUUUCUUUUUUGGGUUGUAAACCCGUGUUAUGUCCGUCCAAACUAAAGUGUUAAUUCAUUAUUAGGAGUUAUUUUUAAGUUUAUUUUUCAUUAGAGGAGCCAAAAAACUAUUGAAGUGUCGCGAGUCGCUUAAUAAUAUUUGUCUAAUUACUUGCAUAUGCUUAUCUGUAUCAAACCAUAAUGUAUGUUGUUUAUAAUUAUAUAGGUACAAAAAUUCCUAGGAAUCCUUAAAAAACAAAUAUUCGUUAGGUACUUAGAUAAGCAUAUACACAUAUUAUGUCGGUAGCCGAUUGUUACUGCGUUCUCAGUAAUAUGUUUUUUAUUAUUUUAAAUGAUUUAAUUUUGUGUUAUGUGACGUUGCUCUGAUAUGUUUAUUAUUUAUUUGAUUAAAUUGUGAUACUUGCGUUAAAGGCGAGUUAAAAUCUGCUCAAUUAAUAUGUGAUGUUAAAAUAAAUUUGACUCAUUA
This is a messenger RNA of Leguminivora glycinivorella, 2066 nucleotides long. RefSeq names its product alpha-N-acetylgalactosaminidase-like. The record is from RefSeq and is a predicted model, not a curated record. Gene Ontology annotation, biological process: oligosaccharide metabolic process; glycoside catabolic process; glycosylceramide catabolic process. Lineage: Eukaryota; Metazoa; Arthropoda; Insecta; Lepidoptera; Tortricidae. Gene Ontology annotation, molecular function: alpha-galactosidase activity. Gene Ontology annotation, cellular component: cytoplasm.